AUGUCUCGGGUCACACCACCCAAGCAGAGUGUCUCUUGGGAUACUGGUAACUCAGAACCUACCGAAGAGCCACAAGAGCCCAUCAUUCCUUCCAUACCAACCGAUGAGAUCAGUCUUGGAACGCCAUCGGGGUGGCUCAGUUGGGAAACUACUGGACCAGCUCCUACAGAUGCACCCGGAAGCCCUGACUACCCGCCUCCAGCCAAGCCAACGGAUCAAUUCAGUAUCGGCACGCCAUCUGGCUGGAUCAGCUGGGAGACCAGUGGACCUGCGCCUACGCCAGCUCCUGAAGAACCCGACUAUCCACCUCCGUCCAAGCCAACAGAUCAAUUCAGUAUUGGCAAACCAUCCUUCUGGAUAAGCUGGGCGACGGAUGGUCCCGCACCAACUCCUGAGCCGGAAGAGCCUGAGGAGCCUGCAUAUCCUCCAACUAAGCCCAGCGAUCAAAUUAGCAUUGGUAAGCCAUCAUACAGUGUUACUUGGGACGGAGACGGCCCAGGUGCUUCAUCAACGCCAAAACCAGAACCGACCUCUGAACAUCCCACUGUCACAUCACUGCCACCCAUUUGGUCCAACUCAAGCACCAUCAGCACAGCUCCUACCACCAGCUCCAAGUCUCCAGUGUCUUCUUCUACCAAAUCUGCUUCGUCCAGCAAGGUCUCGUCCACCAAGAAGCCCUACCCACCGUGGCACCCAUGGCCACCGAAGCCAACGAAACCAACGUCAAAGUCUACCUUGAAAUCAACAGAAAAGCCAACUUCGACUCCAAAGCCGUCGUCAACCGCGAAGCCAAUUCCCUCCCCAGUACCAGUGCCUUCGACAACCAAGAGCGCUUUCAUCAGUCUGUCGCCCCCUAAGUUCAGCGUGAGUUGGGAUUUGAACAGAAGAGAAGCAAAGCCUACUUCUACGACUACCAAGAAGACAAAAACGACUUCGACUAAGAAGACAACGACUACGACGAAGAAGAGUACAUCAAAGAGCACAUCGAAGUCAACCUCCAAGUCAACCUCCAAGUCUUCUUCUAAAGCUACAACAACGCCUAAGCCCACUCCUACACCCACGCCUACACCAUCACCAUCCCCUAUUCCUCUCCCUACCCCAACGCCCAGUCCUUCGCCAUCCUCAUCCCCCUCAACUCUGACCCCUACUCCUAUCUAUACUUCCACUACUACUCCCCCUGCCGAGAUCACCGUAGGCCCGCCCAACUUCAGUGUAUCCUGGAACUACGACGAACCCGAGCCUACUCCGUCACCUGAAGAACCGCUUCCCGAGGAUGGAGAAGAGCCCUAUCCUACCGACCCAGAAGAUCCCUUUCCUGAGGAUCCUUUUCCAGAAGACCCAGAAGACGACUUCCCACCUCCUUCUCAGCCAACCCAAGCAAACAGCAUCGGCCUUAACCCGCCUACUGUAACCGUGAUCUGGGGCAAGAAGCGCCAAGAAGACGAUGCUGUACCCACCUCAUCGCCGGAGCUUCCCGAAGACGAUGAUGAUGACGAUGACUUCCCUCCGCCAUCACAGCCAACACAGCCAAACAGUGUCGGCCUCAAUCCACCCACCUACACUGUCAUCUGGGGUAAGGAAAAGCGCGUUGCUGCUCCUGCGCCUGAACCCACUGCUGCACCCGCAGUAGCUGAGAGAGAUGCAGAAGCAGAGCCGAAGCCACAGAACAGUAUUGGCUUAGAGUUCCCCUGGCAGAGUAUUACGUGGCCGAAGCCAGCGCCGCCAACGUAUAUUUCAUGGGGGAAGAGGGAGGAUGAUGCAGCACCCACGGCAGUACCGCAGAAGAGGAUGGAGACGGUUUAUGUAAAAGGGAAGGAGGCUAGGGCUACUCUUGCUUGA
This is a messenger RNA of Alternaria postmessia, 1839 nucleotides long. RefSeq lists its product as uncharacterized. Lineage: Eukaryota; Fungi; Ascomycota; Dothideomycetes; Pleosporales; Pleosporaceae. The transcript is spliced from 2 exons. The record is from RefSeq and is a predicted model, not a curated record. The coding region runs from base 1 to 1839 and encodes 612 amino acids.